AUGUCUGAUAUUAAUAAACAAAUGAAUAAUUUGAGUGUUAACAAUGGUGCUAACACAGUAAAUAACAACAACAACAACGGUUUAAGAGGCGGUCGUUCCCAAUAUGUCCCACCUCAUUUAAGAAACAGACAAGGUGGUGGUAAUCAAUCAGGUUCCUCAUCAGAAUCAUCAGAUGUUCCAUUUGGAGGUUCUCAACGUGGUGGAUUCAACUCAAAUGGUUUCAACAGCAGAGGUGGAUUCAACAAUGGUGGCUACAACAACAAUAGGGGUGGCUACAACAAUGGUGGUUUCAAUAACAGAGGCAACUUCAAUCAAUCUUUUGGUGGCAGAGGCGGUAGAGGUGGUUUUAACAAUGGUGGUGGUAGAUACCAAAGACCAACUCCAGGUGUCGGUAAAUGGAUUGACGGUAAGCACGAACCAGCUCCUCGUAAUGAAAAAUUAGAAUUGGAAUUAUUUGGUACUGUUGAUGAUUCUCAUUUCCAAUCCUCUGGUAUCAACUUUGAUAAUUACGAUGAUAUCCCGGUUGAAGCUACCGGUGACAAUGUUCCAGAAGCUAUUACUUCCUUCACUGCGCCACCAUUGGACGAAUUGUUGGUUGAAAAUAUUCAGUUGUCUAGAUUCACUAAACCAACCCCAGUUCAAAAGUAUUCCGUUCCAAUUGUUGCAGCUGGUAGAGAUUUGAUGGCUUGUGCCCAAACCGGGUCCGGUAAGACCGGUGGGUUCCUUUUCCCAGUUUUAUCUGAAUCUUACAUGAAGGGACCAGCUCCAGUUCCUGAAUCAAACGGUGCCUUUUCAUCGCAUAAAGUUUACCCAACCACUCUUGUUAUGGCACCAACUAGAGAAUUAGUUUCCCAAAUUUAUGAAGAAAGUAAAAAAUUUAGUUACAGAUCAUGGGUUCGUGCUUGUGUCGUUUAUGGUGGUGCCGAUAUUGGCCAACAGAUGAGAAACAUGGACAGAGGUUGCGACUUGUUAGUUGCCACACCAGGUCGUCUUAAGGAUUUAUUGGAUAGAGGCAAAGUUUCUUUAGCCAAUAUUAGAUACUUGGUUUUGGAUGAAGCUGAUAGAAUGUUAGAUAUGGGGUUUGAACCACAAAUUAGAUACAUUGUCGAUGAGUGUGACAUGCCUGCUGUCAAGGAUAGACAAACUUUGAUGUUUUCUGCUACUUUCCCAAGAGACAUUCAAAUGUUGGCCCGUGAUUUCUUAAAAGAUUAUAUUUUCCUUUCUGUCGGUAGAGUUGGUUCUACUUCAGAAAAUAUCACCCAGAAAAUCUUGUACGUUGAAGAUGAUGAAAAGAAGUCAGUUAUCUUGGACUUGUUAUCAGCCAAUGAAAAUGGAUUAACUAUUGUUUUCACCGAAACCAAGAGAAUGGCCGACAACUUGGCCGACUACUUGUACGAUCAAGGGUUCCCAGCUACUGCUAUUCACGGUGACAGAUCUCAAUACGAAAGAGAAAAAGCUCUUGCUGCAUUCAAGAAUGGUGCUGCUCCUAUUUUGGUUGCCACUGCCGUUGCUGCCAGAGGUUUGGAUAUCCCUAAUGUUUCCCAUGUUAUCAACUAUGAUUUACCUAGUGAUAUCGAUGACUAUGUUCAUAGAAUUGGUCGUACUGGUCGUGCCGGUAACGUUGGUAUUGCCACUGCCUUUUUCAACAGAAACAACAAGAAUAUUGUCAAAGGUUUAGUUGAAUUAUUAUCUGAAGCCAAUCAAGAAGUCCCAGACUUUUUAACUAAAGUUGCCAGAGAAGGAGCUUUUGGUAAGAUGGGUCGUGGCGGUCGUGGCGGUUCAAGCCGUGGUCCAUCUAGAGAUUUCAGAAGAAGUGGAAAUUCCGGAUGGGGCAACUCUGGUAACAGUGGCUGGGGUAACUCCGGUAACAGUGGUUGGGGUGGUAAUUCAUCUUUUUCCAACACUAACAGCAAUGGUGGCGGAUACCAUAGCAAUAACCAACGCUCUAACUUUAACAGCAGUGGCAGUUACGGUAAUCAAACUGGUGCCAACUCCUGGUGGUAA
Messenger RNA from Candida dubliniensis CD36, 2004 nucleotides. RefSeq names its product DEAD-box ATP-dependent RNA helicase (gene DED1). Gene Ontology annotation, molecular function: ATP binding; RNA binding; RNA helicase activity. Lineage: Eukaryota; Fungi; Ascomycota; Pichiomycetes; Serinales; Debaryomycetaceae. The coding region runs from base 1 to 2004 and encodes 667 amino acids. The transcript has a single exon. Gene Ontology annotation, cellular component: nucleus. The record is from RefSeq and is a predicted model, not a curated record.